AUGGCCACGUUUGCCGCUCACGUGCUGAAGGGCCUGCCACCGGAGUACAGAUUUCUUCGCCGCAAGCUCGACAUUUCCAGCCCUCACAUGACAGUCGAACGUCUGUGCAGCGAGGUGUUGAUGGAGGAGCAGACCCUCUCCAUCGAACAUAGCUACAAGCAGAUGACCAGCGAUGCAUCUGCUUUCUCGGGCGCUGUCAACACGAUCGUGGCUACACCGGGGGUCAACGGGAAGGAAGGGAAAGGAGGAAGGGAGAAGAUGGACAAGAAGAAGGGUGGCAAGUGGGAGAAGAAGCGAGCCCCCUUCAAGGGGCACUGUUACAACUGCAACGAGGAGGGGCACAUGGCUGCCAAGUGCCCCAACAAGAAGAAGGAUGCAACGCCCGCGGCAGCCGCGAACGUUGCUGAAGGAGACGGGAAGGGCGUGGCGCUCACUGUCGCGUGUUCGGCUGCAAAGUUGCUGGCCGACGACAAGGACUUGUGGUUCCUUGACUUGGGAUGCUCCCAACACAUGACCAUCCGCAAGGAGUGGUUCAUGGUGAUCCGUGACCCAUCUGCAACGAAGUCCGUCAAAGGGUUUGAUGGUUCUAUGCAGGAAGUCGCCGGUGUUGGUGAGCUCACGGACAAAGGAGCAAAUCUGCAAACCGAAGAAGGUGUCACCCGCAUCAUCGCAUCGGGAGGACAAGUGGCUGCAACAGCACGCUACCGCCAUCGUCUUCUCUGCCUUGACCUGAAACCGUGGCCAGCAAGCAACGGCACAACGGCUGUAGCGGCAUGCAACGGCACGGUGGCUGCAUCAGCUUGCAACGGCACGACGGUUGGAGCGGCAUGCAGCGACACGGUGGCUGCAGCGGCUUGCACGGGUACGACGGCUGGAGCGGCAUGCAACGGCACGGUGGCUGCAGCGGCAUGCAACGGCAUGGCGGCUGGAGCGGCAUGCAACAGCACGGUGGCUGCAGUGCCAUGCAAUGGCAUCACUAAUGCGGUUGCUAACGGAGCGGCCAGCCUCAAGACGUACGCAGUGGGCUCCAAGGCAACGCCCAACCUGUAG
This is a messenger RNA of Closterium sp. Naga37s-1, 1050 nucleotides long. The record is from the annotation of a GenBank genome assembly. Lineage: Eukaryota; Viridiplantae; Streptophyta; Zygnematophyceae; Desmidiales; Closteriaceae.